AUGUCUUUCGUUGCGUCUCCCUCCCGGCGCUGCCCCCGCCAUCUCGCCGUCGUCAAUGGUGGCUGCGUCAGCGUUCAGAAGGGUGGUUACUUGGGCAGUGCCGUCACAGAAAGUACCCCGCUUUCCUCCUGUGUCCCAGCUCUGCAACUGCAUCUCCACGUUCCAACGGCCAUCAGGGUGUCUUCUUCCUCGAGAUCUUCCUCUCUGACCUUCGAAUGGAACACCCAGUUGAAGCAUCUGGUGAAGUGCUGCCGGCUUGUGGAGGCCCGCAGCCUGUUCAACAAGAUGACGCACAGAGACGUGGUGUCCUGGACCACCCUCGUCUCCGGGUACGUCGUCUCCUGCGACGCCAUGGAAGCCCUCCGCCUCUUCUCCCGCAUGCGCGUCGACCAUUUCGUCGCGGUGGACUCCUUCCUCCUCAGCCUCGUUCUGAAGGCCUGUGGGUUGGGACGGCUGCGCGCCAACGGGGCAGCUCUCCAUGCCUUCUCGGAGAAGGCUGGUAUGGCGGUCGCCUCCGUCUUCGUCGGCAGCGCCCUCGUUGAUAUGUACGGGAAGAUGGGCCUCCUCUCCUUCGCCCUCCAGCUCUUCGACGAAAUGCCCCUUAGGAACGUCGUCUCCUGGACAUCCAUGAUCACUGCGCUCGUCCAUGCCGGGCGGUGCGAAGAGGCCCUCCGCCGCUUCGCGGAGAUGUGGGUCUCCGGCAUUGCGUGCGACUCCCACACGCUGGCCAUCGUCCUCAAGGCCUGCGCUGAUGACGGCCUUCUCUCCCGCGGUCGGGAGAUCCACGCUCAGGCGACGAAGACCGGCUUCGAGACCACAUCCUUCGUCGCCAACGCCCUCGCGUCCAUGUACGGCAAGUGCGGCCGCAUGGACAGCGGGCUGGUCCUCUUCGGGAAGAUGCGCUCCCCAGACGUCGUCUCCUGGACCGCCGUCAUCGCCGCCUACCUCAAGGAGGGCCGCCGCGAAGACGCCCUCAGAACAUUCGUGGCGAUGACGAAGGCAGAGGGCGUUCUCCCCAACGAGUACACCUACGCGGCGGCGCUCUCGGCGUGCGCGGGGCUGGCUGAAUUUGGCCUCGGGGAGCAGCUCCACGCGCGAACGGUGCGCGCCGGGUUGGCGCGGUCGGCUUCGGUCUCCAACGCCGUCAUCACCCUCUACUCCAGUACAGGGCGGCUCGCGGAGGCGGCCGCCGUGUUCCAGGAUAUGGGCUCCAGGGACGUGGUCUCCUGGAGCGCCAUCGUCUCCGGGCACGCCCAGGAAGGGGACAUCGAGGCGGCAUUCCGGCUUCUCGCGGCCAUGCGGCACAGCGGGACGGCGCCAAACGAGGUCACCCUGGGGAGCCUGCUUAGCGGGUGCGGCUCCACGGCCAUGCUCGCUCAGGGUCGUCAGCUCCACGCCCACGCGAUCUCGGUGGGUCUACACGCCGACGCCAUGGUCCGAAGCGCUCUCAUCGCCAUGUACUCCCGAUGCGGCAGCAUAACCGACGCCCGCGGGGUGUUUGCAGGAAUUCCUGCCGGGGAUGUGGACGUAGUCUCGUGGACGUCCAUGCUCAGCGGGUACGCCGAGCACGGCUGCGGGCGGGAGACGAUCGAGCUGUUCGAGAGCAUGCGACUGGCCGGGCUGCGCCCUGACGGCGUUACCUUCGUUGGCGUGCUGAGCGCCUGCUGCCACGAGGGGCUGCUGGAUCUGGGGUUCAAGUACUUCCGCUCAAUGCGGGAGGUGCACGGGAUCGAGCCGCGGAGGGAGCACUACGGGUGCAUGGUGGACCUCCUUUGCCGCGCGGGGCUGGUGGAGGCGGCGGAGCGACUGGCCGAAACGAUGCCGCACGAGCCCGACGACGUCGUCUGGUCCAUGCUGCUGCGCGCAAGCAGGGUCCACGGGCACGCCGACUGCGGGCAACGCGCGGCGGAGAGGAUCCUCGUGUCGCAGCCCAACUGCGCGGGGACACACAUCACGCUCUGCAACAUGUACGCGGCGGCGGGGAGAUGGGGCGACGCCGCCGACGCCAGGAAGCUGAUGAGGUCCAAGGGCGUGAAGAAGGAGCCGGGCUGGUCCUGGAUCACGCUCGACGACGGCGUGUCGGUGUUCGCCGCGGGGGAUCGGAUGCACCAUGAGACCGAGCGAAUAUACGCCGUGUUGGAAUUGCUUGCGGUGACAACAAAGCAGGCGGACGAUGACCCGGAGUUGUCACUAAUGGCUGACGAAUUUGCGGUCUCUGGUGGGGCAUUAAUGAAGGCUGUGUGA
Messenger RNA from Spirodela intermedia, 2244 nucleotides. The record is from the annotation of a GenBank genome assembly. Lineage: Eukaryota; Viridiplantae; Streptophyta; Magnoliopsida; Alismatales; Araceae.